Caenorhabditis remanei is the source of this 567-nucleotide messenger RNA. RefSeq lists its product as uncharacterized. Bases 1 to 567 code for a protein of 188 amino acids. Gene Ontology annotation, cellular component: endoplasmic reticulum; membrane. Lineage: Eukaryota; Metazoa; Nematoda; Chromadorea; Rhabditida; Rhabditidae. The transcript has 4 exons. The record is from RefSeq and is a predicted model, not a curated record.
AUGAAGUUCUCACUCUUCGCGCUGCUGGCUGUAGCGGUUACCUGCGCUGAUGUUGGGACUCAAACCAAGGACGCCUUCGUUCUGGCCCACAAGCAGCCACUCUCGACCUACGCAGUGGAGAACAUGGACUUCGUUUUGGAAUACGGAAUCUACAACGUUGGAGACAAGCCAGCCCAGAAGGUCACCCUCGACGAUCGUCACUCGUUCCCAACCAACUCCUUCGAAAUUGUCAAGGGACUCCUCCACGUUCACUUCGAGAAGAUCCCAGCUGGUGGAAACGUGACUCACUCCGUCGUCAUCCGCCCAAGAGCCUACGGAUUCUUCAACUACACCGCCGCUCAAGUCACCUACUACACUGACAACGAGAACCUUCAUGUCACCCUCACCAACACUCCUGGAGAAGGAUACAUCUACCGCCAAAAGGAGUACGACAGACGUUUCGCUCCAAAGUACACCUACUUCCUCGUUUUCUUCGCUCUCAUCGCCCCAACCACCCUCGGAUCUUACGUUCUCUUUGAGCAAUCCAAGGCCCGCUUCCCAAACAAGCCAGUCAAGAAAACCACCUGA